Molecule: messenger RNA, 2786 nt
Organism: Candoia aspera
Lineage: Eukaryota; Metazoa; Chordata; Lepidosauria; Squamata; Candoiidae
Gene: RAD17
Product: RAD17 checkpoint clamp loader component
Biological process (GO): mitotic DNA replication checkpoint signaling; DNA damage checkpoint signaling; DNA repair
Cellular component (GO): Rad17 RFC-like complex; nucleus
Molecular function (GO): chromatin binding; DNA clamp loader activity
Source: RefSeq, a predicted model, not a curated record
AUGGAAACUGCAAAGGUGGAUGAUGUCAAAAAAUCUUCAAAAAGGAAGACAGCUCCAACUAAAGAAAUUGACUGGGUGGAACCAUCUUUUAUUGAUUUCUGUAAGACUACAAAACUGUCAUCUAGCAGUCUUAAUAAAAAAUCACCUACGGAUACUGACAGUUAUCACAAGAGCAAAGACCAUUUUCCUCUGCUUGAAAAUUACAAGUCUGGGAGAAAAAAAAGAAAACCACUUUCUGAGGAUGAGAAAUAUAAACUCUUCAAACAAAAUCACAGCCAAAUUGAACCAUGGGUAGAUAAAUACAAACCAAAAACUCAGAAUGACCUUGCCAUACACAAGAAAAAAAUUGAAGAAGUUGAAAGAUGGUUAAAAGAUCACAUCUUUCAAAAUCAGUCAAGACAGGGAGGCUCCAUUCUAGUGUUAACUGGUCCUCCAGGAUGUGGAAAGUCUGUAACUGUGGAAAUACUAGCCAAGGACCUUGGCAUUCAGAUACAAGAAUGGAUAAAUCCUGUAUCGCUAGACUUCAAGAAAUAUGAUGACUUUCGAGUUGCUUUGAAUCAUGAAUCAGAUUUUCAGAUACUUCCUUAUCAGAGCCAGGCAGCCAUCUUUCAAGAAUUUCUGCUAAGAGCAAACAAGUAUAUCAGGCUUCAGAUGGUUGGAGAGUCCAUGGAAACUGACAAAAGACUUAUUCUUGUGGAAGAUAUGCCAAACCACUUUUAUCAUGACCCUAGCAGUUUACAUGACAUUCUGAGGAGGUUUUUGCGGACAGGCAGAUGUCCUCUUGUGUUUAUAAUAUCAGAUGUUUUCAGUGCAGGCAGCAGCCAAAGGUCUCUAUUCCCAAAGGCAAUUCAGGAAGAGCUAUGUAUAGCUACCAUUAGUUUUAAUCCAGUGGCACCAACAAUGAUGAUGAAAGCCCUAAGUCGAAUAACCACAGGGGAGAUCAGUAUGAGAAAAGCUGAUGUCCCUGACAAAGCCUUAUUGGAACUGAUUUGCAGUGGGUGUUCAGGUGACAUUAGAAGUGCAAUAAACACUCUUCAGUUUUCUUCUCUAAAAAAGUGGCCAUCAGACAAGGGCUUAUGGUCACAAAGAAAGAAAAAUUCUAUAUUAAAAUAUGAUACAUCAUCUAAAAUAAAGAAGAAAAAACUAUUCAAUAAUUUUUUAGAAGACCAAGAAAUACCAGCUAUUGGUAGUAAAGAUGUUUCCAUCUUCCUUUUCCAUGCUUUGGGGAAAAUACUUUACUGCAAAAGAGAACCAGCUACAGAGGUGGACAUUCCUCAGUUACCUCGUCAUUUAUCAGAAUAUGAACGAAAUCCCUUGAUCGUUCAGCCUGAGGAUGUCAUAGAAAAAUCACAUAUGCCUGGGGACUUAUUUAAUGUCUACCUUCACCAGAAUUAUUUGGAGUUCUUCUCUGAUAUUGAUGACAUUGUAAGAGCCAGUGAAUAUUUAAGUACCGCAGAUUUCCUUUGCAGUAACUGGGAUGCACGAGCUAUACUUCAAACGUAUAGUGCCUCUGUAGCCACAAGGGGUAUGAUGCACUCAAACCGAGCCAGAGCCUUUGCACAAUGCAAAGGAGGAAUGGGCUUUAGACCUCUUCAUAAACCACAAUGGAUCCUAAUUAAUAGAAAGUAUCAAGAAAACUGCUUUGCUGCAAAAUCCCUCUUUUCAAGUUUCUGUUUAUCACCAUUGUGUCUUCAGACUGAGCUAAUACCUUAUCUUACCAUGCUGACUAAUCCAAUGAGAAACCAAGCUCAGAUUACCUUUAUUCAGGAUGUUGGAAAACUUCCCUUAAGGAAACACUUUGGAAGGUUAAAACUUGAAACUCUCACUGAUAAGGAUUCUGCAGUACAAAUCCUGGACAGUGAUGAUGAAGGGGAGUUUGGUGAGAUGCAGCCCACAAUUCUACAUAUCCAAGGGGAGAAAAUAAAAACUAGUGAGGAAAAUGAACUGGAUGAAUUCCUCCUUACUUCCAGUCAGUAUAGUGGAAGUGAACUCCCAGCCAGUCAACCUCAACCUGUCGCAGCACAAGCAAUAAUGGAAGCAGAUGAUCUAAAUAUAGAAGAGUAUGACAGUGAAUAACAUUUAUAAAGUAGCAAUUCCAAAGCUGUGAUAAUGUUUAAAUUAUAAUUUUACUUUUGUUUCAUAUGUUGUAUCCCAAUGUACAGAAAAGGUAGAAAUCACUUUAUUCAUUAUUUUCUGCAGGCUGUUACGUAUCUGUCAUGAGUAACAGUUAAUAUGGAGGGAAAUGGGUACAGAGGCUUCCUAUUUCUAUCUGAGUCUACAUUGAAAAGUUCCCAUUAAAACUCAAGGUUUUCCUUAUCCAUAAGGAAGCAUGGAAAUCAGUAAGAGGAAAUGUAUUUACUUUGGCUUUUUAUACUUGUAUUUAUCUUGCAGAUAUUGAAGGCAUUGUCAAUUAUUUUGUUAAUGUUUCAAAAGUUUAGACCUAACCUGGGGUGAUGAAACAUUGUACAAAACAUUUAACCUAGGUUGUGUACUAUUUAAUAUGUAAAUAAAUCUCUGGGUGCCUUAUUAAUAAAUUGUAUCAUUUUACUUUUAGAUAUUUCUGAAACAAAAAUGUGUACAUAUGUUUUGGACAAUUCUAUCUUGAGAAGUAUUGCUAAUACAAGACAGAGAAUAACAUGAGAGUUCUCAGUAUUUUAAAGAGUUAGUUCUUGAACUUGUAUUUUCAAAUGGUUCUUCAUUUUUACUGAUGAACAGUUGUUUUUAAAAUAAUUUUAUUAAAGAUUAUAAUUGCAAUAGUAAAAACUAAUACAAACUAAAAGAAAGAA